Molecule: messenger RNA, 773 nt
Organism: Danaus plexippus (monarch butterfly)
Lineage: Eukaryota; Metazoa; Arthropoda; Insecta; Lepidoptera; Nymphalidae
Exons: 1
Coding region: 41-619 (192 amino acids)
Source: RefSeq, a predicted model, not a curated record
UCCCAGCAUCAUUCGAUUAGCAACAUUCAAAGCAUUAACAAUGAAAACUUUCGUCUGUGUCAUCCUCCUCGCGGCUGCUGUGGUUGCUGAGCCACCAAGCUACAGGAACUCAAGAUACCGUUCUCAAAGACAAGAAGCGGAAGGCUCGGGAGAUGCUCCUUAUCCAGCCGCCGGUUACAGACCAUCCAAAGAAUUCAACCUUCCUUCUCGCAAGGAAACUGCACCUCCAGCCCCUUCAUACGGUAUACCGGCUGAUAGUUAUGGGGCUCCAUUCAAUACUUACUUGACCCCGCAAACAGAAUACGGAGUACCAGAGGAAGGGAAGGAAUCCAACAACGAAGAGAAAGACGUGGAAGCAGUAGAAGAACCCAAGCAGGAAGAAAAUCAGAAACUUAAAGAAGAGCCUAAGAAAGACGCCGAAGUGGUCAGUUCACAAGGCGCAUACUAUGUCCUUCUACCAGGAUCUCAACUCCAAAGAGUACAAUUCGAGACUGAAAACGAUCUCCGUAACAUGGCGUACACUGCACGACUUCAAUACAAGAGUGAAGACCGCGCACCACUGUUCGUGUACAGCGCAGUACCUCAAUAUCAAUCCGCGGCGUACAUACAACUCUUUUAAUGUCUUUAGAGGCAUAAUGACGACAAUAAAAACAUGUGACUCCGUGCGUGCAUCAAGAAAUAUAUAUUUGUUGAAAAUGAUGGCCUCAAAGCUGCUGUUAUCUUGUUGUUGCGGUUUACGAUCAACUAGAAUUGCAAUAAAUAUUAUAACAUAA